UGACAGAUGUUCCCAUGAUGGCCUCAAAAGAUGAGCAAGAAAAACAUCACCUAGAGCAGUUGAGGCACACUCUUAACAUGACAAUCAGCAAAACUAAGUUGCUAUUGGAUGAACUAGUUGGCAUGAUGUAUGAUAAUACUUGUGAUGUCAAGUUAUUGUCACAUAAUGAAUUUCCACAAAUGGGUCCAGAGGUGAAAAACUUCCUGCUGGAAUUUAUAAGUGUCCAAAAGUCCAUACAGCAGAGGAUAGAAGAAUGUAUACACCAUUAUCUGCUAGAUGAAAGCAUCAAAAGAGAGGAGCCUUCAUCAUCAUCUGAAAACCUGGAUGAAGAUGGGAGUUGUGACUUGGUUGCUAAUUGUAAAAUUGCACCUAAACACCACUCACAUCAAGUGGAGGAAGAUUCAUUCGGUGAUGAAAUUACAAGUAAACAAACCAAACUUAUCCACAAUGAAGGUGUGAAUUAUAAUGGCCGUGGUGCUGAUAAAAUAACGGAAAUUUGUCAUCCCGGUGGCAAAGAUGAAAAUGCAUUAAGUUACCUUGUAGCAACACCUGUUUUCUUGGCUACUGAUUAUCCUAUAGAGGUUUAUAUAAGUGCAAUUGGACCCUUCAACCUGAUUUGGAUACAGAUUCCAGGCUCAGAUGUUAAUAAAAUGACUGAAUAUUUAAACCAAGUGGUAUGCAAGCAGAUCGAAGAUUGUAGGCAGCCUAUUCAGCCAGGUCAGAGAGUCGCUGCUUUCUGCAAGGGUGAUGACAACUUCUACAGAGCUGAAGUGCUGAAAUAUUUUGCUAGGGAGAAUGACGUGAAGGUGUGUUAUAUAGACUCUGGGGGCAUUGGUAUGGUGAGCAUAGAAAAUCUUCAUCCUCUACCAACUCAUAUUGCUGAAUUAUCUGAUAUGACAGUUUGCUGCACCAUAAAACAGAUUGAUGAUGAAUUUGUAUCAACACACCAAAGUGGUUCACAACCUGACUCGUGUGAAAAACUCAAGUAUUAUCACUUGGAGCCGAAUAUGCCUGUUAAAGCAAUUUUGAAAAGGAGUGAACAUUACUCAGAUGUUAAGUGGUCGGCUGAAGACUAUAUAAAAUUUCCAAGGUAUGAUAUUUGCAUAUGCAGUAAAUUUUAUGACAAUGCAGAUGACACAUUGGAUGUUCAACACACCGUCAAGAACAGUAAAGAUACUGACCAUAUCCAAUUGAAUAACCUUCCAGAAAUUAACAUGGUUGAUAACAAGCCAACAAAUAAUCAUAAAACACCUGUUAAUUCUGUUAUAUAUGAGAGUGAUACAGGGUUAGAAGAUGCUUUUACUCGCAUUAAUGGUCAGCCAGGUGGAGGUCAAACUAAGGCAGAACAAGAUACACAAGAACAAGAAUCAAACAUUACGGGAGCUGCCUCUUUAACUUUGCAAGAACAUUCAACAUAUGAUGUAGACACUUAUGGCUCACUGACUGAGAUGCCAGUGACCCAGGAAAAUCUGAACAGUCAAGUUUUAACAGUUAAAUCUGAAAGUGGAAGUGAAACAGAAAAUCAAAGUUAUGAUGAUGAUGAUGAUGAUGAUGUGAUCCCAGCAGCUGCACUUCCAUAUGUGAAACUUCCGCUGCCUCAGCUGCCAUUGAAUGGCCCAACUGAAGCAGUUGUGAUUGCUUGUGUUAUCUCUCCUACACACUUCUAUGUACAUAUCAUCAACAGUGAAACCUCAACUUUAGACAGCUUUUGUGAAACAAUGUUGGAGACAUAUAAGGAUGAAAAGGAACCGUUAAAUGUGACUGAAUUGCCAAAAGGGUCCUACUGGGCUGCUCGGUGCACAGAUGGUUUGUGGUGUAGGGUCCAGAUUGUUGCCAACAUUUUCACAUCACCUGAUGAGAGUUCACACAAGAAGUGUUCAAGAGUAAGUGCUCGCCUCAUUGACUAUGGGGAUGAAAGAGUCUUUAACAUCAAAGACAUUCGAAUCCUGCAUGAAAAUCUUACUCUGCUGCCCACUUUGGCUAUACCAUGCCGCCUUGCACAGGUAUGUCCUCCAGAUGGGUGGCAAGAUAACCCGUGGCCCAGAAGUAGCAUUGAAGCCUUCAUAGAAUUGUGUGGAGACAUUGGAUCUGUCCUGUUUGCAGACUUCCAACAACACAGUCCACCAGGACAGUAAUGAUGAUACUACUGAAGAAAUACCAAAAGAUUGGGACCCAAUGUCAGAAAUAUAUAUGAGUCAAGAAAUGUCAAACAUCUACAAUGAUGAGUGUGUAGAGACAGUGCUUUUUGGAAUGAAAAACACUGAUGAAAGACGCCUGUGCAAGUUUUAUCGCGUGGGACGAAAAUGUCCUCGGGGUGAAGCAUGUCGUUGGG
This is a messenger RNA of Homarus americanus (American lobster), 2332 nucleotides long. RefSeq lists its product as uncharacterized. The transcript has 14 exons. Lineage: Eukaryota; Metazoa; Arthropoda; Malacostraca; Decapoda; Nephropidae. The record is from RefSeq and is a predicted model, not a curated record. Bases 15 to 2135 code for a protein of 706 amino acids. Gene Ontology annotation, biological process: spermatogenesis.